AUGGCUGGGCUCAGCCUAGCAGUUGCAAUGAGCCAGAUGAUCUGGAUGGAGUCCCUGCAGUGCAUGCUCUAUCUCUGCUCACCUUUGCUUCGCACUUUGCAUGAACUGGAGGAGCGACAGAUGCAUAUUGCAGACAUUGCACCUCAUGAUGUGACCAGGGAUUUGAUUCUUCUCAAUCAGCAGCGACUGGCAGAGAUGGAGCUUUCUAACCAGCUGGAGAGGAAGAAGGAAGAACUGCGGAUACUGUCGAAGCACCUGGAGGAAGAGAAGAAAAAGACUGAAGCUCUGCUCUAUGCCAUGCUUCCUCAGCACGUGGCCAACCAGCUGAAAGAGGGGAAGCGCGUUGAGGCAGGAGAGUUCAAGGAGUGCACUAUAUUGUUCAGCGAUGUUGUGACCUUUACCAACAUUUGUGCCCAAUGUGAGCCUAUUCAGAUAGUUCUCAUGUUAAAUUCAAUGUACCUGCGAUUUGACAGACUGACCACAGUGCAUGAUGUGUACAAGGUGGAGACAAUUGGAGACGCCUAUAUGGUAGUAGGUGGGGUCCCUGUUCCUGUACCCACUCAUGCUGAGAGAGUUGCUAACUUUGCCUUGGGGAUGAUAAUAGCAGCUAAAGGAGUACAGAACCCAGUUUCUGGAAAUCCUAUCCAAAUUAGAGUUGGGAUCCAUACAGGUCCUGUCUUGGCCGGAGUUGUUGGAGAAAAGAUGCCUCGUUAUUGCUUGUUUGGAGACACGGUGAAUAUAGCUUCCCGGAUGGAGAGUCAUGGUGUCCCAAGUAAAAUUCAUCUAAGUUCCAGUGCCUAUCAAUGCCUAAAAUACAAGAAUUUUGAGAUGACUGAAAGAGGAGAAAUAGAAGUAAAAGGCAAAGGGAAAAUGCGCACAUACUUCCUCAUUAGAAAUAAAACUGCAACUGAGAAUGAGAUUAUGGGAAGGCCAAUGAAAGACUUAGAUUCUGGUCAUGAAUCUGUUCAGUCCUUUCAAGAAGGCAGGACUGAGACAAUACCAAGUUGUCAUCAGCCAGUCACUCAGACUCAGCCAGAGAAGGACCAGAGCCCAGCCAUUGCAAUGAAGUAUAUUGAUGGUCCUACCGAUGCACAAAACAGCCUCAGAAGAAGAAAUCAAGCAAAAAUUGCAGAUUUAACAGGCAAAACUCACGAUUCCAGAAGUGAUGGGAGUCGCCAUGGCAACCAGCAUGCAGAUGAUGGUCCUUGUCCUCUAAACCAGGGAAGAGUCAAACCUGCUACUGAAGAGCCACAGAUUAGAAAUGUUCGCUCUAAUUUUUGCACUUUACUCUAA
This is a messenger RNA of Antrostomus carolinensis (chuck-will's-widow), 1293 nucleotides long. Its product is annotated as guanylate cyclase soluble subunit beta-2. Bases 1 to 1293 code for a protein of 430 amino acids. The record is from RefSeq and is a predicted model, not a curated record. NCBI's taxonomy places the organism in Eukaryota, Metazoa, Chordata, Aves, Caprimulgiformes, Caprimulgidae. The transcript is spliced from 8 exons. Gene Ontology annotation, cellular component: guanylate cyclase complex, soluble. Gene Ontology annotation, molecular function: guanylate cyclase activity. Gene Ontology annotation, biological process: cGMP biosynthetic process; response to oxygen levels.